AUGGCUACCAACACAUCUGCCUCCCUUCUCUUCCUCCCCCUCCUCAUCUUCCUCUUCUUCUCCUCCUCUUCCGCCGCCGCCACCGCAACUCCUGCCGCCUUUCCACGCCAUCCGAAGUCUACGCCGGCUAUAAUUUUUCCUCCCAAAGGGCCUCCGGCAAACCCAUUUUGCCCGCGCGACGUGGUCCAGCUGGCUUCUUGCGUCGAGCUUCUUGGAGUGGUUGAUGCGGUGGCCGGCGGCCGGCUUUCGAGAAAAUGCUGCUCUUUGAUCGACGGGUUGGCGGCCGGCGAGGUUGCCGCUUGCCUCUGCACAGUGAUAAAGGAGAAAGCGCUUGGUAUUGGUGUGGAAUGGAAUGUGGGCUUGAGCAUUGUGGUUAGUUCUUGCAAGAAGGAGGUCCCUGAUGGCUUCAAGUGUGUUUGA
This is a messenger RNA of Dendrobium catenatum, 420 nucleotides long. RefSeq names its product putative lipid-binding protein At4g00165. The transcript has a single exon. NCBI's taxonomy places the organism in Eukaryota, Viridiplantae, Streptophyta, Magnoliopsida, Asparagales, Orchidaceae. The coding region runs from base 1 to 420 and encodes 139 amino acids. The record is from RefSeq and is a predicted model, not a curated record.